CGAAAUGCUGCAAGGUUCCGAACACCACGUCAACAACCGGUAACUGUUGACAUGCUCCAAAGUUUUGGUAGUUACAAUAACACAAUAGUAUAACAAUUUGGAUGUGUUCGGAAGACCUAACACUACUACCGAGUGAGGAUGGGGUGGCCCAUUCUUCAGUCCCUUUCAAAACGAUACUUCCAAGCCAGCUGGGGGCUGCCACUUGCUGCUGUUGCAAGGAAAUUUGGCUCCGAAUACAAGUCAUCCGAAGAUAUCACUGACUGCAACCAGAAAUCACACCCAUGGAAUGUUAUGUUCUUUGGGACAGAUGACUUCUCCCUUAAGAGCUUGGAGAUGUUGCACAUGGAACAGCAAAGAGGAGGAUUGAUAAAAAGAUUAGAUGUUGUAUCAGUGGCCCUGAAGAAGUCCCUGACAGCUGUACAACAUUACUGUCAAAAGGAGGGACUUCAAGUAACUGAUUGGCCAGUGACAGUACCACAAAGAAAAUAUGAUGUUGGUAUUGUGGCAUCUUUUGGACACCUCAUUCCUGCAUCAGUCAUCAGUGCCUUCCCCAUGGGAAUUGUUAAUGUACAUGGGUCCCUGUUACCACGGUGGAGGGGGGCAGCACCAGUCAUCCAUGCUCUGCUAAACCAAGACCAGCAGACUGGGAUCACCCUGAUGAGGAUUGCACCCUUCAGGUUUGAUGUUGGACAUGUGAUAAGCAAGGUAGUGGUGCCAGUGGAGUGGAACAUCAAAAGCAGAGAGUUGACAGCACAACUGGCAGAGAUGGGAGCUCAGGAGCUAUUGUCUAUCCUUCCUAAUCUUCCACAACACCUCAGAGAAGCUUGCCCUCAGUCAUCUGAAGGGGUUACAAAAGCCCCUAAGGUUAAUGAAUCAGCAUCAAGGGUAUGGUGGGACAAGUGGUCCUGCAGUGAUGUUCAGGCUCAUUACCGUGCUUUGGAUGACUACAUACCAUUGUGGUCACUCUGGCAGGAAACACCUAUCAAGCUGAGGGGUAUGGUGAUGCAGAAGAAAUGGUCCAGUAACAAGAGAGAUGUUGAAAUGCUAAAAGAGUUUCUACAAAUUAAUAGAGGUGGAAGUGUAAGGGAAAAUACAGAAAGUGAAUUUAUAGAUAAUGUACAUAAUUGUUAUAGAAGUGAUUCUGCAGCAAAAAAUAAUUUUGUGGUGAAAAAUAGUACUAAGGCUCAUCUUUGUGAUAAUAUUGAUACCCAUAGCCAAAAAAUAGUUGAAAGAGAAGUGCCAGGGAGUGUGGUGUAUAACAGGAAGGCUAAAGAAAUUAGGGUUUACUGCAGAGAUGGCUGGGUCGCAUUUCAACAUGUAGUGCUGAAGGGGCGCAAACUCAUGACUGCCCAGGACUUUUACAAUGGCUUCAUGAGCAAAGUUUCUAAAGAUUUACACAGGUUCACCUAAUACAUAUAUAUAUACCUUACUGCAAAGUGAGAAAGAUUUGAGAUAUACAAAGCACUAGGGGAUAUGAAGGUAGGAAAGGCUUCAGGCAUUAACAAAAUGUUGAGUCUUGAAUAUGGGAGAGGUGUAUUUGUGGAAUGGAUGCUUCACAUAUGUAAUCCAGUGUGGAAGUAAGGUAGGGUGCCAGGAGAAUACUCAUCAUUGUUCCAUUUCACAAAUGAAAAUGAUCCCCAUAGUUAUAGAGGGACAAGCUUAUUCAGUGUAUCCAGGUGUAUGGCAUGAUUUUUAAAUGAGCCUGAUGACAACGGUGGAAGAAAUGUAAAGAAGACAGGAAACAUUUAUGAAGGAUAAAGGAUGUGUGGACCUAAGAAGGCAAGGAUGACAGAAAGGUGGGAUGUGUUGGAUUUAUGGAGUAGAUUGGUAUCUGCUUAAUUAGAAGACAGGACAUUGAGAAUGUCAGUGUAAUUUUAUGACAGAAUAAAAUGAAUGUUUAGGGAUUGGUAUUGGAGUAACACUGGUGUGGUGCUGUUCAUUAUGCACAUGGAUGGUUGUAUCAGAGAUGAAAGCCAGAAUAAAAGAUAAGAAUACCAAUAAUAGCUUGAAUGAUGUGCAACACAGAUAAUGCUUACACAGAUAAUGCAUUGCUAAUGACAAUGUAAAAUGUUGGAAAAAGCAAGGUGAAGACUUCAAAAAGGUGAGAGAGGAGCUGGUUGAUUUUAUUAAUUCUUAUAUUAUAGUAAGCAGUGUUGGGGCUGGCUUGUGUAGUACCCUGGGCAAACCUCAACUUUGUUGCUCCCCUACCACUCCAUCUAUAAAAUCAACAUAUUUAUUUUAUAAUUUUUGAAGACCAUUAAAAUUACACCAGCAAACAUAAUGUUACAGACUGUAAUGGUACAGUAAUGUAGCUAAGUGAUAGGGAUAAUCCUGUCAAAUCAGUUCUAGUGGGUGCUCUAUGCUGUCCCCAUGGCAGUGCUGCCCUGGCCAACUGCCCAUGCUGACCAUAGCAAAAUCUGCCCCUUCUAAUGUGAAUGCAAAGUAAGGAAUAAAUUAAAUUAUCAGACUUUAAGGAUGUAAAGCAUGAAAAUUAAAGGUCUUGUGAGAAAUGGGAAAUGGAUUUUAAGUACAAAAGAAGAAUGCAGGGAUAUUGUGGAUUUGAUGAGAAAAAGAACAAUGAAAGGUGCACAUCUCAUGUGAAUAAAAAUUAUGAAUGGGAGAGGAGAUAGCAAGUGAAGUUUUUGAUCAUGCAUUACUGUAAUGCCAGUGGCUUGUGUAUUUCCAUCUGUUCAUUUAUGUAAAUACACUCAAGUUACACUGGCACCACCACAUGAGUGGGUUUCCACUGCCACUUCAUUGACCUAUGUCUGGCCUUGCCAUUCUAUCAUACAAGUACACUUUAUUAGUUUGUCUCUUCUCCACAUCUUGCUGUCAAAACUCCAGCAAUAUAUAUUGAAGAACAA
Messenger RNA from Scylla paramamosain (green mud crab), 2864 nucleotides. RefSeq names its product methionyl-tRNA formyltransferase, mitochondrial-like. Gene Ontology annotation, biological process: biosynthetic process; conversion of methionyl-tRNA to N-formyl-methionyl-tRNA. Gene Ontology annotation, molecular function: methionyl-tRNA formyltransferase activity. The record is from RefSeq and is a predicted model, not a curated record. Lineage: Eukaryota; Metazoa; Arthropoda; Malacostraca; Decapoda; Portunidae. Gene Ontology annotation, cellular component: mitochondrion. The transcript is spliced from 5 exons. Bases 139 to 1410 code for a protein of 423 amino acids.